ACAGCGCCUAUACAAAAUUGACAAAAAGUGGCUCCGACUGCAGAUAAUUUAGCGAUUUUGACUCCAGCUUCUCAGAUUUGUCGAUUCCAACUCCAACGCACCAAAAAGACCCGACUCCACCGGUUCCGACCCCUUAGCACUGAUAUAUAAUUAAAUAAAUAAAAUAAAAUUAGGCAAUAAAAUACAAAAUAAGUCAGUAAGUUCAGACAAAACAAAAUUUAAUUAUUGAAUUUUGUUACGUUUGUUUUUUUUUUAAUAAGUUUUUUUGUCAUGUAUAUGUGAAAAACCCAGCAAGAUUGUUUUAUAUAUAAGCUUGUUCUAAAAAAAACUUGAAUACUGUGAAAACUAGAUUGUAAAUUUUCUCCGUGUACUCACUCGCCGAUAUUUGCCACCUGGGAAACACAUUGAAAACAUGGCAAGUGAAAUUAUUUUCUUGCGGAAUUGCUGCGGAAGCUUCGGCACUGGCAGCUGUCACACAUACAUUAGCAAAUCAAAGACCUACAACGCCUACAACGCUUCGUGCAGGAAGCUGGACAUUUUCUUCGAUCGCUCACAGAAGAAGCACGUUAAAUCCAAAAAAGGGCGCUUGUGAAUGGGAUUAUUGGUGCCGUGGAUCGUUUAGCUGGAGCAGAAAUCAACAGCGGGAGAUUGGAUUGCGCCAGGUCAUUGGCGGUUGAGCACGUGCCGCUAGUCGAUGAUUGGCCAAGUAUCGAUUCAACGGUGAGCGGGCGGUCCAGAAAUUCAGCGAGAAGGGAACGCGGAACAUUUCGGCUUCACCGUCUGGGAUACGUGAACCUGAUACCCUGGUUGGCAAGUGUCCGUGUAGAUCCGGCAAUCAUCUCGCUGAGUGCGGCUGCUGUACGUGAAGGAAUCGGUACACGUUCUCGGACACGAGCAUAGUACGAUAGCAGAAACUCGGUGUGUUGUCAGAUCGCUAAGCGCGGAGUACCUGGCAAGACGUGGAUACAACCACCAUCCGCGAGGUCGAUGCCACUUUGCAAUACCACAAAGACCCUCACAGAGGGUCUUUUUGGAGUGCUGAUUCGACGAUAACACAUCCGAGCGUACCGCUCGCUGCAGGAGAACCUACUGCUUGGAUAAGUGUAGACUUUCAACGAGUGAACUUACUCAUCUAGUUCUCGACGUCCAAACCAGCUGGAACUGGGUUAGAACCUCGUUGAACCGCAUGUGUGUGAGUGCCAAGGGUUAGUGCUGGUUGUACGCCGUGUCAGAAAAGACCUGUGGGAAGAUCAGCGGCGAAUCGAGCAUGAGCAGUCCUACCGGCGAAUAUCAGUGGAGAGCUGCCAGAGUAAAGAUCGUGCGCAUGCUAGACGAAACAUCCCGGCCGCAUCCAGUACCAGAAGAAGCAGGCAGAAGCAUAAGGCAAGCGGGGCGAGUGAGGCGAAACAGUGAGUGCUAGUUGUAUAAGAACAGGGUGCACCCAUGAAGAUUAGCAUAAGCAAACAAUUAAGGCUAAAGGCCGUACACAUUUUGUUAGUUUAAGAGCAAAUUCGCCAAUUUGGGCAGUUUAAUAUAAACAUGCAUAAAAACUAGUUGUUGGUUGGUAAUUUCUUAUCGAGCAGCCGGAGAUGAAAAGCUCUCGUUACAAUUUAUACUGGUAUAACGCUACCAAACUAUAAUAACAAUUUUUUAUAAUGAAAAAUUCGGAAGAAACAGGAAGAAACACUUUUUAAAAGUAAUUUCCAUAAAAAGGCACAAGUUAACAAAUUAGCAAAUUACCCCGAAACAGUAUUUAUGAUGUGCGAUAUCAGGGUAAUUCAUCCGUUCCAGACUGUCAAAAUUCCAAAACGUCAACGCGUCCGCCGCCAUUCUUCGGUACGCAGCUUUUGUUCCUGUAUGACGUUUCGAGGCGAGGCCCUGGAAAAUCCCAAGCAAGUGUGUUAAAGUGAACUCAUAAUGUAAUGCUGAUUCUCACAGUGGAACGCUAGGGCUAGACGUUUGCCGCGCAAACUUUUUAUUUUGCGAAAAAAUUGAAACAAAGAGGGAAGAAAUUACAGCUACUCGAACGAAUUAAAUGAUUGAUUUUUGCCAAUACACGAAAUGGACCAAAAAAGCGAAUCGAUUCCAAUCGCUGUAAAGAUAGAACGUGAAGGAAAGUUGCUGAAGCAAGCAAUAAUCGCUGUUGGUACCGAUUCAACAUUUACAAGUGUUAUCCAGCGGGCUCUGGAACAGAUUCAAAGCGUUUUUGCUGGGGUCGAAUCAUUUGAUCAAAGCGACCUUUUCAACAUUCCAGCACAGAACACCUUGUCGAACUGCGUCGCUGCUUUGGGCGGAUGUUCAAAAGUGCUCUGCAUCCUCGUACCGGAAAUUCCGGAACGACCUCCGGUAAAGAAUGCGCUUGCGAAUUUAAUGAAAAAUGCGGCGAUGGUCAAGCUUCCAGAAGAAAAGGCCGAGAACGAUGGGCGCUCCUGCAUCCACAAUCGAGUUGUGCAAUACCUUCGGGAACAAAGCAUUGGAUUUAGACCGUUUCAGAAAAACGAGAUGGAUGCUUUCAUGACUACCGUCGGUUCUACGUUAUGGCAGCUGGACGGAAGCUGGCACAAAUUUCACACGGCGUCAAACGUACAAGCUCUCCCAGAAUCGCUACAUUUUGUCCCAGAAGGCCAUCAUAUCGCAUUCUACAUCACGGAAACCACAAGAAAAAGUGCACUCCCCAAAUAAAAUCGGACGAACUGUUGGUCAAUUACGAACGCCUCGAACUCUUGACAACAAAACGCUAUCUGCAGGCCGAAGGCUGGAAACCGGUUUUACGUGAUAUUCAACAGCUGAAAGAUUCUAUUGGUGACUAUCUUCGCCACGUUUUUAGAGCCUGUGAUGUUAAGUCCGCUCCAUCAUGUGAUUUGGAGAAAGUAGAUGUUGAAAACCGCGUCCUAAAAGUGGUCCUCCCCGUCCAUCAGCGAGAUGAAAGUGUUAAGCUGCGUUACAAGGACCUGGAAAAACGUCUUUUGGAUGUCCCUACUUACACCGAGUUGAAUAUGAUUUUUGUCACACCGAUUGAACGCAGGAUGAAGCACAAAUAUAUUAUUAGACUCCAGCUGGGAUUUGCAGUUCAUCUGUAUCGUACGUAUUCCCCAAAUGCGACGUUUGUGUGGAGGAUUGAUCUGAGCGAUAGUGACGUAAACUCUGCGUUGGUUGUGGCGAGAAUUGAGAAGAACCUGUUUGAACGAGUUAUGGCUGAUAAGCUUAAAAAGCUGGAAGAAACCUUCGGAGGAACCGCCAACUGGACUGAGUCGAAAGUUCUAGAACUCGUCUCGGCAGCGCAAGAGGAUGAUUCUCCACCGAACGGUGCCACCCAAGCAGGCUAUAAACUGCUGCUUGACGAAGGCUAUGGAGUUUCGGAGGCCGUUGAGCUGGAGAAAGAUGCAGUAGCAUGCUCAACGGGAAAGUUCUCAAACUUCUGGGACUCCGUUUCGAAGGUUCUGGCGGCCGACGACUUAACUGUCGCUGAGGAACGGCGACAUGGCGAGACAAGCUGGAUUUCUCCUCUGUGUGUGUCGCUGAGCGAUCUUAUGCGGAAAUGUGAGGUUGAAAUGGAACGCAGUUUCCCUAAUUCGCCGAUGAACUUCAUUCCGUCUUACGAGUACUUUAGGCUCCAGUUCGUGCCACGCAACAGUCAUACAGAACACGGAAAGGGGAUCCAUCGCCAAAUCGCGAUAAAGUUCGCUAAAACUAGCGAAAAAUGUCGCUAAUUUCUCAGCCUGCACAAAAAUUACCUAGA
Culex quinquefasciatus (southern house mosquito) is the source of this 3739-nucleotide messenger RNA. RefSeq lists its product as uncharacterized. Lineage: Eukaryota; Metazoa; Arthropoda; Insecta; Diptera; Culicidae. Bases 2538 to 3710 code for a protein of 390 amino acids. The record is from RefSeq and is a predicted model, not a curated record. The transcript has 5 exons.